This is a messenger RNA of Rhodamnia argentea, 2219 nucleotides long. Its product is annotated as homeobox-leucine zipper protein ATHB-6-like. The transcript has 3 exons. Gene Ontology annotation, cellular component: nucleus. Bases 725 to 1753 code for a protein of 342 amino acids. Gene Ontology annotation, biological process: positive regulation of DNA-templated transcription. Gene Ontology annotation, molecular function: DNA-binding transcription factor activity, RNA polymerase II-specific; sequence-specific DNA binding. Lineage: Eukaryota; Viridiplantae; Streptophyta; Magnoliopsida; Myrtales; Myrtaceae. The record is from RefSeq and is a predicted model, not a curated record.
GUGCGUGACCACCAGCUGGCCAGUGAAAUUGCUUCUCUGAUCUUCCAAUCUCUCACUCCAAAACCCGUUCCUGGUUUCUCUUACCUUCAUACUCUCUCUCCUCUUUCCCACCUAUCACAGGAACUGCAGCCCAAGACUGUGCAGUGUUGAAAAACUUCUUGCAAAAUUGAUUGGGUAAUGAUGAUGUAGAGAGAGAGAAAGAAAGAGAGAGCAUCAAAUCAGUGCAAGCCAUUGGUGAUUGGCGACUUCUUUUCUGGGUUGGGUUGGUCUUUGCUUGUGGAGUUUGUUCUUGUCCCUGUGCAUGAAUUUUCUUCGGCCGUGCUCAUGCAUUCUCCUUCUCCUUCUUCUUCAUCAUCAUCAUCAUUUUUGGCUUUGAUGGGUUCACGAGGAGGAGAGUUUGGGGAGAGAGAGAGAGAUGGGGGAGAGGAAAGGAGAGAGAAGUGGCUGUGCAUCUGUGUACAGAACUGCACAAGCUGGUCUUGCUUCAGACAUAGGCACUCUGCUUCCAUGGCUGCUUUUAAGUAAGACGCAAGAGAAACCUUGCUUUAAAAUUCUCCACUCGAGUGUCAUGAACUUGCACUGAAAGUGCCAAACCAAGAAGAAGAAAGAAACCCCUGGCAAACACGAAAAGAGUCAAAAAGUAAAAGAGCAAGCUCGAUCUUUACUUGAUCUGAUAUAAGGUCUCUCUGUUUGAGAGAAAGUCACAGUCCAACUUUUUCCAGACAUGAAGAGACUUGGCAGCUCAGAUUCGUUGGGUGCUCUGAUGUCCAUCUGCCCACCUUCAGAGGAAUUGCAACACAGUCCGAGAAACAGCAACCCCAUCUACAACAGCAGGGACCUGCAGUCCAUGUUGGAGCUGGGCCUCGACGAGGAAGGCUGUGUGGAGGACCAGGCCGCCGGGCACGUGGCCGGCGAGAAGAAGAGGAGGCUGAGCAUCGACCAGGUCAAGGCCUUGGAGAAGAACUUCGAGGUCGAGAACAAGCUCGAGCCGGAGAGGAAGGUGAAGCUGGCCCAGGAGCUGGGGCUGCAGCCGCGGCAGGUGGCCGUGUGGUUCCAGAACCGCCGUGCGCGGUGGAAGACGAAGCAGCUGGAGAGAGACUACGGCGUGCUCAAGUCCAAUUACGAAGCUCUCAAGCUCAACCACGACGCUCUCAAGCACGACAACGAGGCCCUUCGCAAGGAGAUACAGGAACUGAAAUCCAAGCUCAACGAAGAAGAAGACAACCCCGAGAGCAACCUCUCCGUCAAAGAAGAGGUCAUCAUGCCUGGCCACGACUCCGACAAGAUCCGGGCCACGGACGCCGGCGACGAAACCAAAGCCCCUCCUCCCCCUCCGGUCGCUGCUCCUCCCCCUCGCGAGCUAAGCUUCAACAAUGGCGGGCUUAAGGACGGGUCGUCCGACAGCGACUCGAGCGCGAUCGUGAACGAAGAGAAUGCCGCGACCAGCAGCAGCAGCCCGAACCCCGCCGUCCAGAGCCACAGCGGCUUCUUGACAUUCAUCGGGUCGUCAUCCUCUUCCGCCUCCCCACCGCCACCGCCGCCAUCUUCCUUUGGGGGUUGCUUCGGCUUCCAGUUCCAGAGAGUGUACCAGCCUCAGCCUCAGCCUCCUCAUCACCACCACCACCACCACCACCAGAGUCAGUACGUGAAGAUGGAGGAGCACAAUUUCCUCGGCGGCGAGGAGGACUGCAACUUCUUCUCCGACGAGCAGGCUCCGACGCUGCAAUGGUACUGCCCCGAUCAGUGGAACUGACGGAUCCCAACCUUCUUUCGGUGGAUGGAACUACAGAUUAGAGAGAGACGAAUGGAGGGAACACCUAACGGCAUGGGCCGACGAAGCGAUAUGAAUUUUCGGGUACAUGAUGGCGCGAAUCACUUCGACUGGGCAUGACACGAGGAGAGUAAGAUCGAGAGAGGGGUUCGGUUGUGGACCGGGAAUUCGAGUAGUAUACGGAUGCAAAUUGAAAUUGAAUAUGAUGCGAUAUGCUAAUGUUUUGUUUCCUCUUGUGAUGGAUCAUGAGAACUAAGCAAUGGACUAUGGAUAAGUCAAAACAAGAACUCAUGAACAAGUUGAGGACCCAAUUAAAAUUAUCGUGGGUGUCUCUUAGGUCCAUUGGGUGAAUAAUAGUGUCUCAAAUUCCUGACCACAAGACAUUAUCAAUGCGCGAUCAAAUUAUAUUCCUGAUCAAUCGGCAGGCAGCAGCAAAUCUGACCCAAAA